Nasonia vitripennis (jewel wasp) is the source of this 3470-nucleotide messenger RNA. RefSeq lists its product as uncharacterized. The transcript is spliced from 2 exons. NCBI's taxonomy places the organism in Eukaryota, Metazoa, Arthropoda, Insecta, Hymenoptera, Pteromalidae. The coding region runs from base 1270 to 2253 and encodes 327 amino acids. The record is from RefSeq and is a predicted model, not a curated record.
UAAGCCAAUAAGACGUUUAAAAAAAUCCAUCGAAUUCAUCUUUACUUUUUACUGAAAUAUGACUAGAAUAUUAUUCGUGAAUUUGCACAAAACUAUCACUUUACAUCAAGGAAACGCAACUGACGAACUGUGAUCGUUCAAGGAAGAUGCUCCCGCUCUUAAAUAGGGAGAGAAGGUAUUCUCGCAAAGGAUCAAUGGUAGAGUCGAAGAGCUAGUAGAUAAGAUUAAGAGAAAGAUUUUCUCGGGAAAGACCAAUGGUGUGGACGAAGAGCUCAUAGAUAAGAUAAGAACGAAGAUUUUCUUGAGAGGGGAUGCAUUUUCUUUCUUUUCAUCCAAUCCAAAAUCGACUUUUAAAAUCCUAGAUAAGCCAGAGGCGGAGUUAUGUAUUAUAAAAACAGAGAGUAAGAGUCUAGCUCAGAUCAUUUCUUACUGAAUAGCAAGAUGACUAGGGUGAUUGAUAGAAGUUCAAGUGAAUAUAAUGUAUUGUUUAGAAAUACAAUAUUGCAAUGUCAAGAAGAAGAAAAAGUUUAUCUCUGUGACAUUCAACGUUUUCAAAGAAUUGCCGUCGAUACUUUUAUUUUCAAGGAAAUCAGUUUUCUCAAUUUGAGUAAAACUGCUUUACCGACUACGUAUCUCUUUAAACCUCCAUUACCAUGGGAUGAACUAACAGAGGAAGAAAAAUGUAUGACUCACUGGAUUGAAAAGAGCCAUCACGGCAUAGAAUGGGAUUCUGGAGAUAUCCCAUAUCACCGUCUUCAUAAAAUUUUAGAAAUAUGUACGCAAGGAGUCACAAAAUUAUUCGUCAAAGGAAAGCAGAAAGCAGAAUGGAUAAAAAAUUUAUUGCCCGAUUUAUCAAUCACAAAAGUCGAAAAUUUUGGCUGUCCAUCGUUUGAAAAAAUAAUAUAUGAUAAGCAGUUCGUAUCUGCUUUAAUCACGAUCUCUGCAUUAGAAGAGUGCCUAUGUGUGCUGUUCGAAACGUUAUUGCAAUACGAACCUGGCUACUCGAUUAUUUAGAUGAUCGAUUUAGUUUAUAUACGGUGGAUAAUCAAAAUUCAAAAUGUAUUUGCUUAUACUGGAAAUCAGCUUAACUAAAUAAAAAAUGAUUUUAAUAAAUGAAUGUUUUAUGUUUUAUUCCCUUAUCAACCUUAUAUAUAUUCGGCAACGCACGUUGUUGCCACCUACUCGCACGCCGCUGUCAAGACGUGACAAUGUGUCAGAUGGCAUAGGUAAAUCCGUGCCCGCGUGAGUCGGCUGAGCCAUGCCUUCUGCAUGUCCGACGUUUCUAAUUAUCAUUUACAGUCAAUGAGUAAAGAUGAUCUUCAAGAACUCGAUGAGAAAAUCAUAAAAAUUGCAGCCCCGCACCAAAUAUCACGUUUAUCUAGACUAAUAAGCUGCAGAAAUGAUUGGAAAGCUCGAGAGUGGGAAAACUAUGUUUUAUAUUAUAGUGUACCUCUAUUAACAGAACACAUAAGCAGAAAUCAUCUUUCUCAUUGGCUUCUUUUUGUCGAAAGCUUAUUCAUUCUUUUGCAAAGUAGUAUUAAUAUCAAACAAUUGGAUAACGCCAAUAAAAUGUUGCACGAGUUUGUAGCAAAAUGUGUAUUAAAUUGGGGACCACUGUGGUGUCAGUCAACAUUUUCAUUCGAGUCGGCAAAUCAGACUUUACUAAAGGCAAUUAAAUGUUCCAAAGGUGUCACAUUACAAAUUCUAAGGUACAUUAAUAUGAAUCAUAUGGUUUCUAUCGUACAGGAGCGAGUAUAUCCGGAUGCGAAUGAAUUAGUUCAAAUGUACUGUAAUGAUAUUCUUGGUGUAAAAGUAAUAAAGUUCUGCAAAUUAACAGAAAUUACUUACUUCGGUAUAGGUGAUUGCGUCAGUAAUGAUGUACUGAAUACAGUACAGCUGUCACAAAAUUCUGCAAAAGUAUUCUUUAAAAUGGUAAAAGAUGGAUGUCUAUACGAAUCUUCUAUAAAACUCAAAAGAAGAUCUAACAAUUCAUUUGCGCAAUUACGAAACAAUACAUUCAUACGAAUUUUAAAGUUUAUUGUUCAUGAUCAAACAAAUCAAGAGUUAACUGUUUGUAAUCUUUUGAAUACAAGACAUCGUUUUACCAAUCAUUACCGUAAUCUGCAAGUAAUAGAAAGAAUUUGUGAUGAACAAAUUAUUGUGCCAACAAACGAAAUAAUGACUGUUUGUGUUGUUAUGAAAAUACUGGGAACUAUGUAUAUUUGUUCAGUACCUAAUUUACUUCAUUACUAAAUAUGUAAUAGAUAUUAGAAGAAUGCAUUCGAAGACCAAUCAAUGUAAAUAAAGAUAAAUAAAUGUAAGCUGUAUAUGGACUGAUAGAUUUUUUUGUAUCAAUAACAUGUAUUUUUUAAUAAAUAAAUUUGUAAGAAAAUCACAUUUUGGAUAUCUAAUGAUUUUUUUAUUCUCCAAGAAAAUGACAUUCUAAAAUGCAUAUUAUUUAAUGGUUUACUGAUAACAAGAAUGAUAAUGAUGAAUUAUUUAUUUACAAUUUAUCAUUAUUAUUUAAAUAUCAACUUGAUAAUCACUUGGUAAUCACUUGAUAAUCACUUGAUAAUCACUUGAUAAUCACUUGAGAUUUUGGCAUGAUAAUCACUUGAUACUCACUUGAUAAUCACUUGAUAAUCACUUGAGAUAUCACUUGAUUAUCAAGUGACAUUUUUCAGUAGGGUAUCCAUUCAACCAAUGCAAGACAUCCACAGGCAACCACGCUCAUUAAAAGAAAAAGGAAAUUGGAAAAGUGCUGAAAUUAAGUCUUGGUGCUUAAUUUACAGCUUGCCAUGUUUACAAGGCAUACUUGAUGAUACAGCUUUAAAACACUAUUCUUUGUUAGUAAAAAGUUUAUACGUAUUGCUAAAAAAUAAUAUUACUAAAGAAGAAUUGGAUCAAUGUGAAAGUGACUUCCUGGAAUUUGUUGGGAAAUAUGAGAUAUAUUACGGCAUUGAAAAUAUGACCUUUAACAUACACACUUUACUACAUGUUGUUGACUCCGUGAAAAAAAGUGGUCCUCUUUGGUCCAAUUCAACAUUCCCUUUUGAAAGUAACAUCUUCCAAUUGAAACAAUUACUUAAUGGUCCGAACGGAAUGGAUAAACAAAUGAUAAGGAAACAUUUACAAAGAUUGCAUUUCAAAACUGAUACCGUAGAUUAUUCUUCUGAUGAAAUAAGAAAUUAUUGUUCUAAUUUAUAUAAAUACAAAACUCUUUCAACACAUUAUGAUUUUGGAGAAGAUGAUGUUAUUUUUAUUGGAAAAAAACGUUUCAAAAAAGUCAAUGAAACAUAUUGUAAAGUGUACAAGAAAUGUAUAUUCAGAGGAAAAGUUUUACAUAGUAUAAACUAUACGAAUGUGACUAAGACCAACGAUUCAACAGUUCAACUACAUUCAAACGAUUUUGGUCAAAUAAUAGAUAUUAUGAAAAUUGGAAAUCAAUGUCACUUAAAACUAUCUAAAAU